AUGGCACGUGAAAGUGAUUGUGAUUCGAUCAGCAAGCGCAUGAAGGAACUCGAGGCGGAUGAGUUCCUCCUGGUGGAAGACGAAACUAGAACGAGUUUGUUUCCUAUCCGCUAUCCACAAUUCUGGGAAUGGUACAAGAAGGCUCAGGCGUCCUUUUGGACGGCGGAGGAGAUCGACAUGUCGUCAGAUAUGAAGGAUUGGGAGAAGCUAACUGAUGGAGAAAUGCACUUCAUAAAGAAUGUUCUUGCCUUUUUUGCUGCCAGUGACGGGAUCGUGCUUGAGAACCUUGCACUGAGGUUCCUCAGGGACGUUAAGCUUCCGGAGGCCAAGUUCUUCUACUCGUUCCAGAUAACCGUCGAGAACAUUCACUCCGAAACUUACAGUCUGUUGAUUGAGCAGUACAUCAAAAACGAGGCGGAGAAGGACAGGCUCUUUAGGGCCAUAGACACCAUCGAUGCUGUGCGCGACAAGGCCGUCUGGGCGGCCAAGUGGAUGACAAACGAUAACCCGUUUGCGGAGCGUAUUGUUGCUUACGCCGCUGUUGAAGGUAUCUUCUUCUCCGGCAGUUUCUGCGCCAUCUUCUGGCUCAAGAAGCGCGGUUUGAUGCCGGGUCUGACGUUCAGCAACGAACUCAUCGCCAGGGAUGAGGGGCUGCAUGCCGACUUCGGAUGCUUCAUCUACAAAAACCUCAAGCACAAGUUGCCAGAGGACCGCGUUCAGCAGAUUAUCAUGGAGGCUGUCGCCGUAGAACGCGUAUUCAUUUGCGACUCGCUGCCAUGUGACCUCAUCGGAAUGAAUUCGGUCGUGAUGACGCAAUACAUUGAGUUCGUCGCCGACAGGCUACUUCAGGCACUCGGUGUGCCCCCAGUGUACAAAGUCAAGAACCCCUUCGACUGGAUGGACCUGAUCUCGGUUCAGGGUAAAACUAACUUCUUCGAGAAAAGGGUCGGCGAGUACCAAAAGUCUGGCAUCAUGGCAAACGUUGAGGAGCAGAAAUUCGCUACUGAUGCGGACUUCUGA
Babesia ovata is the source of this 1020-nucleotide messenger RNA. RefSeq names its product ribonucleoside-diphosphate reductase small chain. Lineage: Eukaryota; Apicomplexa; Aconoidasida; Piroplasmida; Babesiidae. Bases 1 to 1020 code for a protein of 339 amino acids. The transcript has 6 exons. Gene Ontology annotation, biological process: deoxyribonucleotide biosynthetic process. The record is from RefSeq and is a predicted model, not a curated record. Gene Ontology annotation, molecular function: oxidoreductase activity.